Molecule: messenger RNA, 642 nt
Organism: Alligator mississippiensis (American alligator)
Lineage: Eukaryota; Metazoa; Chordata; Crocodylia; Alligatoridae
Product: hemoglobin subunit pi
Exons: 3
Coding region: 68-496 (142 amino acids)
Biological process (GO): hydrogen peroxide catabolic process; oxygen transport
Cellular component (GO): blood microparticle; hemoglobin complex; haptoglobin-hemoglobin complex
Molecular function (GO): oxygen binding; heme binding; peroxidase activity
Source: RefSeq, a predicted model, not a curated record
CGGUUCACAAUUGUUCUGAAUUUUCACCAUAGGAAGACUUUGAUCUCAAAACUCCCAAACUCUCGCAAUGACUCUGACUCAAGCUGAAAAAGCUGCUGUGGUUGCUAUUUGGGGAAAAGUGGCUUCUCAGGCUGAUGCCAUUGGGGCAGAAUCACUGGAGAGGCUUUUUUCAAGCUUCCCCCAAACCAAAACCUAUUUUCCUCACUUUGACCUUAGCCAUGGUUCUGUGCAACUUCGUGGCCAUGGCUCCAAGGUCUUGGGUGCCAUUGGGGAGGCUGUCAAGAACAUUGAUGACAUCGGAGGUGCCUUGGCCAAGCUUAGUGAGCUGCAUGCCUACAUCCUCAGAGUUGACCCUGUAAACUUCAAGCUGCUUUCCCACUGCAUCCUGUGCUCAGUGGCUGCUCACUACCCCAAUGACUUUACCCCUGAAGUUCAUGCUGCAUGGGACAAGUUUCUGUCUCAGGUUUCCUCUGUUCUGACUGAGAAGUACAGAUAAACUGCCUCUUCAGAGUGAGAGAUGUGCUCCUGCAGUGGGCCAUCACAGCAGAACUUGGGAAUACACUACCUUUGCCUUGUGUACUUCAUGAAUUCAUAGACCUGGGUCCUGUCCUUAAAAAAAAAUCAAUAAAUACUCCAAAUGCA